Aspergillus affinis is the source of this 1314-nucleotide messenger RNA. RefSeq names its product glycosyl hydrolase family 43 protein. Gene Ontology annotation, biological process: carbohydrate metabolic process. The transcript is spliced from 12 exons. The coding region runs from base 1 to 1314 and encodes 437 amino acids. The record is from RefSeq and is a predicted model, not a curated record. Gene Ontology annotation, molecular function: hydrolase activity, hydrolyzing O-glycosyl compounds. NCBI's taxonomy places the organism in Eukaryota, Fungi, Ascomycota, Eurotiomycetes, Eurotiales, Aspergillaceae.
AUGCAGAUCCUCAGUAUCAGCUCCCUUGCAGCGGUGCUACUCGCAUCGUCCGUUAAAGCCUCAUUGGACAUAGUUUCGGGGGCUACCUGGACAGCAGCUGGAACGGAUCAGCAUAUUCAAGCCCAUGGCGGAGGGAUCAUCGAGGUUGACGGGACCUAUUAUUGGGUCGGAGAAAACAAGCUCGACGGAACAUAUUUCCAGUCGGUGAAUUGCUAUUCGAGCAAGGACUUGAUUCAAUGGGAGUUCGUGAACGAGCUUCUUUCCGUUCAGGAAUCGGGCGAUCUCGGACCGAAGAGGGUUGUCGAGAGACCAAAGGUCAUAUAUAAUGAUGACACCAAGCAAUAUGUCAUGUGGAUGCACAUCGAUUCGAGCGAUUACUCCGAUGCACGGGCUGGAGUCGCAACAGGCUCCAGCGUUUGUGGGGAUUAUACUUACCAUAACUCCACGCGACCUCUCGGAUUUGUUUCCAGGGACAUGGGUCUUUUCAAAGAUACUAAUGGCACUGCCUAUCUCCUGACAGAAGACAGAAACAAUGGGCUGCGGAUCGAUCGUCUUUCGUCUGACUAUUUGACCGUUGAGUCGCCGGUCCAUCUUUUUGAGACUUAUGAAUCCCCGGCUAUCUACAAGAGCGGAGAUACUUAUUUCAUGUUUGGGUCGCAGUUGACUGAUGCGAAUGACAACCGGUAUACAACCGCAACUAGUCUCUCCGGGCCCUGGUCCAAGUGGACAAAUUUUGCUCCUGAAGGGUCCAAAACCUUUACAUCGCAGACUACAUUUAUUCUAGAAAAGGAUGGCGUUGUUAUUUAUAUGGGCGACCGUUGGGUCCCGAGUAACCUGGCUUCCUCGACUUAUGUAUGGAUGCCGUUGACCAUCUCGGGAACCAAGGCAACACUGAAUGAAGCAGCGGCAUGGACAUUUACCAAUGGAGGUUGGGAAACAGCCAAACCGGUCGCCACACUGCCUGCCAUCUCGGACGACACUACACUCGGCGGCUCCGCCCGUUCCGUGGCCGACAAGAGAGUAGGAUAUCUCGGUGGACCUGACAACGGAACCCUGACCUUCAACAAGGUCUCCGUAUCUGGGAGCGGCAAGCACACGGUGCGGAUUUCAUAUCGCAACGGCGACGGCUCACAGAGGUAUUGUGCUGUUGUCGUGAAUGAUAAAUCAUACUCGGUGGCCUUCAGCUCUACCGGGACUUCUCUAGGGACGAGCGUGUUGUAUGCGGAGUUUGCCAAUGGACGUGAGAAUGAGAUCCGGUUUGAGGGACUAAAUGAAAAAUACUGUCCUGAUAUUCAGGAGUUGGUCAUUUCCUAG